Messenger RNA from Syngnathus acus (greater pipefish), 4192 nucleotides. RefSeq names its product solute carrier family 5 member 3b (gene slc5a3b). Gene Ontology annotation, molecular function: D-glucose:sodium symporter activity. Lineage: Eukaryota; Metazoa; Chordata; Actinopteri; Syngnathiformes; Syngnathidae. Bases 855 to 2969 code for a protein of 704 amino acids. The transcript has 3 exons. Gene Ontology annotation, biological process: myo-inositol transport; transmembrane transport; inositol metabolic process. The record is from RefSeq and is a predicted model, not a curated record. Gene Ontology annotation, cellular component: plasma membrane.
ACCACAUUUGGCCAGUGUGCCUACUGCAGCAGUGUUUCCCAACCAUAAUUGCAUCAAGGCUCGAUAAUAAUAAAUCUUCCUCAGUAAUGCCACAAGAGUUUUGAAGUUGGAUCAACAUGAAAAUCAACCGGCGUCAGGGGAGAAGGCUGGAAUGUUUUAUUAACAUAACUACAUCUUGUUGUUCCAGAUUAAUCGACUCGAAUGAAUUUUUGAUUAUCCCAGUGGCGACUUUUCAAGUCGAGAUGAAACCAUGAUCAUGUGCACGUGAAAAGACAGCCGAGGCCCCACUGUUGUUUCUAAUCGGCCAAAGCCAAGUUGAACCACUGGGAGCCCUACGCGUCACGGGUGAGCCACACGUGUGGGGCGUGGCGUUAGAAAUACGUCCACUCGCUAUAAGGAGAGGCGGCGAGCAGCUUCGAAUUUUACAAGACAAGCCCGUUAUUCAGAAAGCAUCACAUCCACAGAGAGGCGGAGGGACCACUUCUAACGGGGCCAAGCGACGACGCAACCUGGGCUUCUCCUUCUCCUCCUUUUGCAUCUUGCUGUCCCAUCCUCCUCACCUCCUCUUGGGGGGGUGUUGCCGUCGCCUCUUUGGCAUCUUGAAAGGAAGAAAAACUCUAGACUUUCCUAGACCAGAAGCACCACAGUAUCCUCUAAAAGUAGAGCAACCUGAGUGCUGGUGGAUAAGCAUAGCUAGCAAAUUAGACCUGAUCGUGGAUACUACAGCUUCCAACCAGACAGCAAACCAAACCAAAGCAGGGCAUUUCUGCUUUUUUUGGGGGGUGCGGGGUUUAAAUAACUGACAGCAUUUUUAUUCCUGGCAAGAAGUUUUCAUUUUCACGUGAUCAGUAAAAAUGGGUCCUGGAAUGGAAGCGGCUGACAUCGCCGUAGUUGCGCUCUACUUUGUCCUCGUGCUCGCCAUCGGCUUUUUCGCCAUGUGGAAAUCCAACCGCAGCACCGUGAGCGGCUACUUCCUGGCCGGGCGCUCCAUGACCUGGAUAGUGAUCGGCGCCUCGCUCUUUGUGAGUAAUAUCGGCAGCGAACAUUUCAUCGGACUGGCCGGGUCGGGAGCGGCAGGCGGCUUUGCUGUGGGAGCUUGGGAGUUCAACGCCCUUCUGCUUCUGCAACUACUCGGCUGGGUCUUCGUUCCCGUGUACAUCCACUCGGGAGUGUUCACCAUGCCCGAAUACCUAUCCAAGCGCUAUGGGGGCAUUCGGCUGAAGGUCUACUUUGCUUUCCUCUCAAUUCUCCUCUACAUUUUCACCAAGCUGUCUGUGGACUUGUACGCCGGCGCUCUCUUCAUCCAGGAGUCGCUCGGGUGGAAUCUUUACCUGUCUAUAGGUCUGCUCAUCUGCAUGACUGCCAUUCUCACUGUCACUGGUGGACUGGUGGCGGUUAUGUACACAGACGCGCUUCAGGCCGUGUUGAUGAUCGGUGGAGCUGCGACAUUAACCAUCAUCAGCCUUCUUAAAGUGGGUGGGCUAGAAGGUGUCAAAGCUAGGUACAUGGAAGCUAUCCCCAACGUGACCGCCAUCUUGGCUACUGGGAACUAUACGUAUUCACCCUCUUGCCGUAUCCACCCCAAACCCAACUCUCUCCGCAUCCUCCACGGCCCCUUGGAUGAAGACAUUCCGUGGCCGGGGUUCAUUCUGGGCCAAACCACCGCUUCCAUUUGGUACUGGUGUGCUGACCAGGUCAUAGUUCAGAGAGUGCUUGCGGCAAAGAACAUUGCCCACGCUAAGUGCUCCACACUCAUGGCGGGACUCCUUAAGAUCCUUCCCAUGUUUUUAAUCGUCAUCCCGGGUAUGAUCUCCCGCAUCUUGUUCGUAGACGAGAUCGCCUGCAUUGGGCCCGAACACUGCAUGGAUGUGUGCGGCUCUCAGGCGGGCUGCUCCAACAUUGCGUACCCUCGUCUGGUCAUGGCCGUGAUGCCCGUGGGUCUCCGCGGUCUGAUGAUGGCGGUGAUGAUCGCUGCCCUGAUGAGCGAUCUCGACUCCAUCUUUAACAGCGCGAGCACCAUCUUCACCCUGGACAUCUACCAAACCGCGAGAAAGAAGGCGUCUCAGCGGGAGCUGCUCAUCGUGGGUCGCCUUUUUGUGGUGCUCAUGGUGGUCAUAAGCAUCGUUUGGGUUCCCGUCAUCAUCGAGAUGCAAGGCGGUCAGACCUACCUUUACAUCCAGGAGGUGGCCGGCUACCUUACCCCACCCAUCGCCGCCCUCUUCUUACUCGGCGUCUUCUGGAAGCGGUGUAAUGAGAAAGGGGCCUUCUGGGGAGGCGUGACCGGUUCCAUUCUGGGUACCAUCCGACUGAUCCUGGCUUUUAUGUACCGCCAGCCUCGCUGCGACCAACCAGACAACCGGCCUGCUUUCAUCGUUCAGGUCCACUACAUGUAUGUGGCAGCCGGUUUGUUCUGGAUCUCAGGCUUUGUGGCCGUGGUGGUCAGUCUUCUCACAUCUGCGCCGGAAGAGGAACGGAUUCGCACCACGACGGUGUGGGGCCUCCGUUUUGUGGAGAAAUUGCCCGACAACCCAAAAGACAGAGAGCAAAUGUACCAGCUGACUGAGAAGAACGCCUUCAUCGGUGACGCAAGCCUGCACAAAACUUUGCCCCCGGAUGUCAGAAAGGAGAAGUGUCUGGACGGUGCCGAUAUCAAACUCCUGGUCACGUCCACCGACCACGACCCGGCCACCCCCAGCGCGGAGCCAUCCCCGGCGACCACUCCCGCGGACAGGUUCGGUAAACUGGACGACGGAGAACGCCACGAAGUCAGCCGCUGUAUUCGCCUGCUGGACUGGUUUUGCGGCUUCAAGGAGCCGUCGCAGGACGCGCAGCCAAAAACGCCCCAGCAAAAUGCGAGGGCGAUCGCGGAGAUGCUCCACGAGCCACCGCGAGUCAAACUUUUCCUCAAUCUUGGCCUGCUGUUCGUCUGCUCCUUGGGCGUCUUUAUGUUUAUUAUUUUUUCGCUGUAGUACACUGGUACAGACUGGUGGCCGUUGCAGGGGACCUGUUACAAACAGAUGAAUUUAUAAAGAGAAGCUUUCUGUAAUAUUUACAGUUGUCUUUUAUAGCUCUCUUAACAAGCUUAUUCCAAUGAUUGUUUUUUUGUUCUUUGACUGAUCGAAGCUUCCCCAUAAACACAAUGGACUCCUUUUCAAGACUUUUUGCUUAUCUGGCAUUUGCCUGACCAUUUUGUAAAGCGCUUGUUGUUAAUCCUGCACUGAAUAUCUACUUGGAUAUUGAGGAUCGUUGUACUUCAAGUGCAUUUUCGUAUUGGCCUUAUUUGACAUAUGCACUUAGCUUGUUUUUUUUGUAUUGUGACAAGUUCUGUGAAUCGUUUUUCUUUUCUUGUUGACUGUGACUACACUUAGUUGCUAGCGUAGCAUUCAUGUGUUUUGUGGUAAGCGUUUAUUUAAGAUUGUAAACCACGAAGGUUGGGAGAUAAAGCUCAAGCUGCUUAGAUUUCAAAUUAAAGGGUGUGUCUGGUCAUCUUCUUUUGGCCAUUGACAAUUAGCAUACGUCAUGACGAUAAAUCCUAAUCAAGCCUCUCUUCUUUAUGGGGGAGCAUUAUGACACUUUAAUCCUAAAAAUGUUGCCUUUCUAUGGGUGUACACAGAUAAUUAAAAACUUUUGAUGACAUCCCAUAUUAAAAUAGAAAGCGCAAAUUGACGAGAUUGUUUAGUAUGGUACUUAACUGUGUGUUGUUAAAAUGUGUUAUUUUUGGAUGUUUUGAUGAUUAAAAAAGGUUUUUGUGCACUACUAUAGCUAGCAUAAUUAAAAAAAAAUACUAAUGAUUCUGUAUCCAUCUAUAUUUUAUGCAUAUCUCAUGUUACGUUCAAAAAGUGUGUUGAGUCUGUUGACUUUUAUUCAAAUGGCUUGUUUUCUGGUUGUUUCUGUCAAAUACCAUUUUCAAGUCUAUCUACUGUGUCCGCGUGUACAAUUGCAAAUUUUGUACAACCUUUUACCAAAUGUGUCUUAGUGUGAGUUUCUAGACUGGGAAAAAAAAAAGUCAAACAAUAGACAAAAAAAAGUUUUACAUUCGAAUUUGUGUGCUGUGUCAUUAAAGCCAUCUGAGUAAACAGCUUUCUUGUGUUGUAGCUUUUUCAUUAGCUGCAUCGUAUUAAUACGCUCGCUGUUGGAUCGAGUUUAAUUGAAUAAGGUUCAUUGUCUCUAGAUACCAACAAAAAAAACAACA